Messenger RNA from Lytechinus pictus (painted urchin), 5753 nucleotides. RefSeq names its product nucleobindin-2-like. Gene Ontology annotation, cellular component: extracellular exosome; endoplasmic reticulum-Golgi intermediate compartment. NCBI's taxonomy places the organism in Eukaryota, Metazoa, Echinodermata, Echinoidea, Temnopleuroida, Toxopneustidae. The record is from RefSeq and is a predicted model, not a curated record. The transcript is spliced from 12 exons. Gene Ontology annotation, molecular function: calcium ion binding. The coding region runs from base 148 to 1524 and encodes 458 amino acids.
GAUAUUGGCUCGCGCUCAGUUAAUUGGAUUAUUAUUUAUUAAGGUCAUAAGGACACGUAUCAUAAAAUUGAGGGUAUUUAUGAAAAUCUCUUCCAGACGGACCUAUUAUUAUUGAUGAAUUUCUUCAAGUCCCAAUAAAGUUACACAAUGGCUCUUUUGGAAUGGAAACUAUCACUGUUACUCCUGCUGAUAGUGCAUGUUGCUCAUCAGGCCCCACUUGAUCCAAAAUCACCCGAUGAAGAGAAAGCAGAAAAGCUCGGUGAGGAGAUCAUCAACAAGGCUGAAGGAGAUGGACUCGCUGAUCUAGGCCUAGAAUAUGAAGGCUAUCUCCGAGAAGUCAUCCAAGUUUUGGAAGCCGACCCAGAAAUGAAGAGUCACAUGGAUGAGAUGGACACCAAUGAUUUACUGUCUGGUAAAUUUGGGAAGCAGUUAAACAACGUUGGAAGUCACAUCCGAAGUCAGUUGGAUGAGCUGAAGAAAAAAGAGAUCCAGCGUCUUCGGGUCAUCGCCAGAAAGGCCAUGGAACAGCAAGCACUCGGGAAGGGGAAGCCGACGGAUCAGAAGUUCUUGGACAACCUCAUCGGGCAUCUUGAUCCAUCGUCAAUGGAAUCUUUCAAUCCCGACGAUAUUACUAAACUCAUACAGAAGGCGACCAAAGAUCUGGAGGAGAAUGACCGUGAGAGGAGGAAAGAGUUCAAACGAUACGAGAUGGAGAAAGAACUAAAGAGGAGAAACGAGAUGAAGAUGAUGAACGAAGAAGAAAGAGCUGAGGCAAGGAGGAAGUACGAAGAGGAAAGGAAACAAAUGAAACAACAUGCUAAGCUCAACCAUCCGGGAAGCAAAAAGCAAUUGGAAGAGGUUUGGGAGAACACCGAUCAUUUAGACAAGAAAGAUUUCAACCCUAAAACGUUCUUCUUUUUACACGACUCAAACAGCGACGGCUUUCUUGACGAGUUUGAACUAGAGGCUCUCUUCAUAAAAGAGGUGGAAAAAAUCUACCAGGGCAAGAAAAAUGCGGACGUUCAGGAAAAGUUUGAGGAAUUGUCCCGCAUGAGGGAACAUGUUGUCAAUCAGAUUGAUGGCAACAAAGAUAAGAUGGUCAGUUUAGAGGAAUUCAUGGAGGCAGCAGCGGCGUCAGACUUUGAUGAAGACGAAGAAUGGCAGGAUAUUAAUCAAGAAUCACAAUUUACAGAACAGGAUUUAGAGAAGUACCAGGACGAGUUGAGGAGAACAUUAGAAGAAACCAAGGCCAAGAUGGCCGAAGCUGGAGAUAACUUUGUUAGAGUUAGGCAGUCUCCUGGGCAAGAUACAGUUCAAAUGAACCAGGCCCAAGCUCAUCAGGUCCAAGAUGGUCUAGCACAAGGAGAUAAUAAGAUACGAUUCGAAGGAGGCUCACAACAAGUUCGGCACGAUCCGCCAGGCAGUAUACCACUCUCAAACCAGCAACCCGCGCAACCCCCCGCAGAUCAGCCACGCCACCCACCAGCUGAGCAACCACCAGCAGCAUCGGAUGGGCAGCAAUAGCAGCAACAAAAUCAGCCCCCACCACCAGUGCAACAGCAAUAAUCUAUGGAUUGCCAGUGUUGCCAUUCUACAACAUCUAUUUGAAGGUGCAUUUUUUUUAUUCAGCAAUAUAUCUAUGGUGACGGUAUGCACUAUUACAGCAAAAGCAGCCACAGACUCAAUCCAGUAGAGAGCAAUUGGUUUUUAUAUUAAUGGCACCACUUCAUUCUCAUGCAGUUUCUUUCUUUAUCAACAUUCUAUGAUCAUGUUCAACCAUAAAUUAAUAUUUGCUUUGGUGUUACCUUAGACCCGGGGCCGUUUCAUAAAGCUGUCCGUAAGUUAAGAGCGACUUUAAGAACGACUGGUGAUCCUUCCUUGUGGUAAAUGGUAUACACCAGAAUGUUCAUUGGCGGAAGAAAGGUUUACCAGUCGUUCUUAACUUACGAACAACUUUAUGAAACACCCCCUGUAAUCUUUUUAAAUUUUCAAACUCUAGCAUGAAGCUACUGAUAAUCAACUCAGGCACCCUUAUACCAAAGCAUGUGUCGCAAGAAACUCAAUUUGCCAUCGAUUGCAAGUCCAUUAUAGGUCAUUAAAUCAAUCAGAAGUCUUUUGAUUGAUUGCAAAUUUGCAAUAGAUGUAUUGUCUGCAUCUUGCAUCCGAACGUAUACAAUUUAUACUUUUUGACAGAUUAACUUCAACUACAGCAAAACAAUUUAAUUUUUUGCUGUGAAAUUAAUCUGUCACUUGUAAAUUUGCAUUUGAUUGCAAAUAUUUUUUUAAAAAAGUUGUUCAUAAAUAUUUUGUUGCAACACCCUUGUAGUCUUUAACCAGAAAUCCCACCAAAAAGGUGUUGUGUUUUUCACAGUGGCGUGCCUGCAUUCCUCUCAUCACUUCCUCUAUGGGGACAUUUAGGAUUAGCGAUGAAAAUAAACCCGAGUGUGUAAUCCCUGCAAGAAAGACAGAGCUCUCACUUUCCUUUGCAUCUUCUUUUGUGACUAAGUACAAAUAAAUGUUUUUGGGGGAGUUUGGUAGCUCCCCCCCCCCUUUUCAUCAUUUCAUAAAACCCAUAUCUGCCAAAUUAUUUUCAAAGGUGGUACAUGUAUUGGCAACCAUGAAAUAACAUCCAUUUAUUCAGAUGAUCCAGUAAUUAAAAAAGCAAUGAAACAAUAUAUGUGUGUGCAUUGAGAGUUCACAAUGUAGAAUUCUAUUGAAAUUGAUGCAACUUAAGUAUGAAUUUGACGCAUACAUGUUAGUACACUAAUACAUGUAGGUGUAUGUGACAAUCGACUGUGCACGUUGGACAUACAUGUAACUGCCAAAUUAUGUAUCCAGCAUUGAUAUCGUUAUUACUAUUUGUACAUGUAUGCCAAUCAUAACCUAUAAUCGGGAGCAUUACUCAUCAAUGAAAGUGUAUAAAGGGAUUAAUGUUACCCAUCGAUGGAGGUGUAUGUGGAGUAGAGAAAAUUGUUGCAAGGCUAUACUGAACAUACGUAUUUUGGUAAUCGGGAAAUGAGAGAUAGGUAUUAUUUGUAUAUUUAGCAUUCAUGUAGAUUGUAUGUUUUAUGUUAAUUUUUUUAGAUGUCUUUAAAAUGUUUUAUUCAACCACCUAUAUAUAAAGACUUACUUGACAGUAGCUCAUAGGGAAGGGAAGUAGCCAGGGGCUAGAGGUGAUCCCCCCUUUAACAAAAAUAAAUGUAAGAAAUCACCUUCCAUAGCUUGAAGAAUACGGUUACACUUCGUAAUUCCGAAGGUUCUUUAUUCCGACGGUUCGUAAUUCCGAAACACGUAAAUUGCCUAUACCUCGAUGUUCUUUAAUCCGAAAACGUAAAAGGGUUCGUUAAUCCGAACAUUUGUGGCGUUAUUUCGAAGGUUCGAUAAUCCGAAAACUAAAUAAGGUUCGAUGUUCCGAAGGUUCGUUAAUCCAAAGACGAAAUAAGGUUCGUUGUUCCGAAGGUUAGUUGUCCGAAAACGAAAUAAGGUUCGUUAAUCAUUAGUUUUCGGACUAACGAACCUUCGGAACUAUGAACCUCAUUUCGUUUUCGGAUUAACGAACCUUCGGAAUUACGAACCUCAUUUCGUUUUCGGACUAACGAACCUUCGGAAUUACGAACCUCAUUUCGUUUUCGGACUAACGAACCUUCGGAAUAACGAAGCUUCGGAAUUAUGAAUGUAUGCGGAAGAAUACACCCAUAAUUAUCCCUUGGUAUAUAUCGCUACAUGUACAUGUACCAUUACUUUAAAUAAAAGGAAACUAAAAUCCAUAGAAUUCUGACACACACAAGAAAUCUCCUUAAAUUGUGAUUAUUAACAACAGUCUUGAAACAUAAAAACUUUCAUAAAACAUUAUAAAUAUAUUAUAGUCUGAUUUAUAUUCUUAAAGAAAAAAUGGUCAUUCAAUUUUUAUCGAAAAAAGGCAGGAAUGUUUGGAACCAUGCUUUGAUUAUUCUGUUCCUUUUUUCUGGCAGAUUAUUGUGGCAUAAAUGUUGUAAAGGGUUCUCGGAUAAUCAUGUGUCAUUAUAGUAUAUGUGCAUUGUAAAGGAGUGUUGCAAGAAAAUUGCAAUCGAAUGUACAUGUAAGUCGAUUAUAUAGGUACCCAGAUCAAUCAUACAUGUAGGUUGCAAUUAAUGGUGAAUUUGCAUAUGAUUGCCUGUCUGCUUCAUUUAUCAACAAGUAUAAAACAAUUUGCUUUAGUUAUAAUUGAUUUAUCACUUGUAAAUUCACCAUUGAAAUUUGUAAUUUAUUGCAAAUAUUUUCUUGCAACAACCCCUGAUUAAAGACUAUAUGAUCAAAAUGUUGCAUUGUGGGUAACAAUGCAGGUACUGAACGAGUAGUAUAGGUCUUGAGAUGGUGCUGUUCAAAAUGAUUGUGCCAUAAUGACUUCAAGUGAUGUACAGUGUAAAAGAUGCACUCAUAAACGUAAAGGGAAUAAUACUAGUUGGUAAUGUCUUUCAAAGGAAAUGUUUGUUGUAGCAUAGUUUAAUGAAUGUAUAGCUUUGUUAUUUGUCUUGAUUGUAUACUCGUACAUUUUAAAGUUCUAACCAAUGUAUUUCUAAGUGUAUGGCUGAUAUUUUGCAUUUUAUUGUCAUUCCUUGUUUAAAUCUAGCAUGAAAAUAUGAAAUGUACAUGUAUCCAUUAUUACUGUCAUACAAUUUGUGAAGGCCGAUUAUCUUUUAGUUGCCUAUUUAUUAGUUCAGGAGGAACUACAUGUACAAUACGUUAUGUGCUAAUAGAGUCGGGUUAUUUGGACCCUUCUCACAGCCGAGGGGGGGGGGGGAGACUUUGCCCCCUUGAUAUCUCGGCCGCCGAUCGUGCGAGUGCCGCAACAUUUUGUAAAGGGGUACUUUGAGAUGAAUUGCUAUUUUCAGUUAUAUAGUGGGUGAUUUCAAGUCCGGUGUUGUUAUUGGUGUUGGAAUUUGGAUUGCUUCCCCUAGCUCCAAUUGGAUCAAUCUUAACUUUGAUUUUGGACAGGGGCCCAGGUUCAGUAUAUAAAUAAUCAGAAAAGUAUUUUUUGCUGAUUACGACUGGUACUACUACUAAGCCUAGAUUGUUUACCUUGACAGCCAAUCACAGCUCGCCAUUUAGUGUCCAUUGUCUCUUUCAGUUCUAUUAUAUGUUUCGCUCUGGCGUUCUAGUCAUUCAUGCGAUUUUACUCCGAUGAAUGCAUGUCGAAAAGUGCCCGUUUUUAAGAUAUUUUUUUCCCUCAGCCUUUUUCUUUUAUCUGUAUCUGCUUUUGCCAUUUGCAGAUCACAAUAAUGUCAUGAAUAGCAAAAGGAAAACACAUUGGCCCGUAUUCUGAAGUCGGGUCUAACUUGGACCGUGGUCUAUAAACUGUGCUAAAAUUAUGGGAAGCCAAACAUGUCAAAAUUUGUUCACAUGGUAUGUUUCUUACGACAAAUAUCUUUUUAUUUAUUCUUCCCGGACAGUAAAGAAUGAUUUGCGAGUCGUUUGAGCUGAUAUUAUGAACCGCUACUGCUAGAGAUUUAGGUCACAAUUGGCCAUCCAUAUUUAAACCACAACUUCGGACCAGUUUAAAUCAAACCUGACUUCAGAACACGGGCCAAACAGUCAAACCUGUCCAUAGUAAAAAACCUUUCUAAAAGUGGUCACUUUUUUUCUGUUUCCCAUGGCAGCCUUGAUAGACGGGUUUUUACUGUAGUUUUAAUGCUAGCGUCUUAUUCUAUCUAGGUGGUAUAUUAUUUUGUAUGUUUACAAUCAUUGGAUUUUAAUAAAUGUUCACUUGAAUCACA